Messenger RNA from Lingula anatina, 522 nucleotides. Its product is annotated as basic phospholipase A2 caudoxin-like. NCBI's taxonomy places the organism in Eukaryota, Metazoa, Brachiopoda, Lingulata, Lingulida, Lingulidae. The record is from RefSeq and is a predicted model, not a curated record. Gene Ontology annotation, molecular function: phospholipid binding; calcium ion binding. Gene Ontology annotation, biological process: phospholipid metabolic process; arachidonate secretion; lipid catabolic process.
AUGGUUUCACGAGCAGAGUGCAUUACAGGGUCAGUAUUCACAAGCAUGCAGGCCAACAGAUUAGGGCUAGUUUUUCUCGUCGUCCUAGGCAGCUCAGCUUUGGCGCUUCCUGCAAACCGCCUACACAAGCGCCGCCUGGACGAGUUCGGAGUGAUGAUUACGCUAUUGACCGGUAGAGGCGCUCUUGACUACGACGAGUACGGGAAUUGGUGUGGGCCUGGUGGAGAUGGAGAGACUGUGGACGACAUAGACGAGUGCUGCAAGUCACAUGACAAUUGUUACGAGCGCAUCGGUCACAACGAGUGUCACAUGCGUUUUGUACCCGAGGACUUCCGUACCUACCUGACGCAUUACGGCUACAAAGUAGGCAGCAGCAACUCCAUUAUAUGCACGGAUGACCCCGUGAAGAACGCCUGUAAGCGUAGCCUGUGUGAGUGCGACAGAGAAGGCGCAAUGUGCUUUGCUCGCUUCAAGGAUGCGUACAACAGCGACAAUCGUAAAGACAGCCUGAUAGGAAAGUGA